Messenger RNA from Peromyscus maniculatus bairdii (prairie deer mouse), 1176 nucleotides. NCBI's taxonomy places the organism in Eukaryota, Metazoa, Chordata, Mammalia, Rodentia, Cricetidae. The record is from RefSeq and is a predicted model, not a curated record.
AUGAUUGACAUGUGGGUUCAGCCUGAAAUAGAGGAGCUGGACCCCUCACCUUCCAUGCCAGGACAGCAGGUUUCAGACAAGCACCAGCUAGGACGGUUGCAGUAUUCACUGGAUUAUGACUUCCAGACUGGUCAGCUCCUGGUGGGCAUCUUGCAAGCUGAAGGACUGGCAGCGUUGGACCUGGGGGGUUCCUCGGACCCCUAUGUGAGUGUCUACCUGCUGCCAGACAAGCGGAGGCGACAUGAGACCAAGGUGCAUCGGCAGACCCUGAAUCCACACUUUGGGGAGACCUUUGCCUUCAAGGUGAGUUCCUGCUCCAUCACCUCCGUGAACCUGGGGCGGCCGGUGCAGGCCUGGAGAGAGCUGCAGGUGGCUCCCAAGGAGGAGCAGGAGAAACUGGGGGACAUCUGCUUCUCUCUCCGCUAUGUCCCCACGGCUGGAAAGCUCACCGUCAUUGUCCUGGAAGCUAAAAACCUGAAGAAGAUGGAUGUUGGAGGACUCUCAGAUCCCUUUGUUAAAGUGCACCUGCUUCAGGGAGGCAAGAAGGUUCGGAAGAAGAAAACCACCAUUAAGAAGAACACCCUGAACCCCUAUUACAACGAGGCCUUCAGCUUUGAGGUGCCCUGUGACCAAGUGCAGAAAGUCCAGGUGGAGCUGACCGUAUUGGACUAUGACAAGCUGGGCAAGAAUGAGGCCAUCGGGAGAGUGGCGGCGGGCGCAGCCGUCGGUGGCGCCGGCCUUCGGCACUGGGCUGACAUGUUGGCCAACCCCAGGCGGCCCAUUGCCCAGUGGCACUCACUGCGGCCCCCUGACCGAGCCAGGCCAAUGCCCGCACCCUGAUCCCCGUCAGGCAAGCACCCGACCCGGGUCCCUCGCUCCCAGCCCCUUACACGCCUCCCCACAUGCCUCUCCCUACUUCCCAAAUGUUGCAUCCACUCCUACCUCCACAUUGGAAAUGUUUCUAACUUCUAGCACCAGUCCCAUACCCAGAAACCGCAGUGAUCUUGUGGGGAGGUGGUUAAGUCUGGCAUCCCCUGCCCCAGGGUCCUACCCUCUGCUUUGACAAUCAGCUGUGAAGCCUCUUAUCUCCUAUCUCCCAAUCUCAGCUCUUCCCACACAGCUUGACCCCUGUACUGCUCCUGGGCCAAAUAAAUACUCAGCAGCUUGGAGACUCUG